Messenger RNA from Elephantulus edwardii (Cape elephant shrew), 1170 nucleotides. RefSeq names its product oxidative stress responsive serine-rich 1 (gene OSER1). Lineage: Eukaryota; Metazoa; Chordata; Mammalia; Macroscelidea; Macroscelididae. Gene Ontology annotation, biological process: cellular response to hydrogen peroxide. The transcript is spliced from 4 exons. Bases 154 to 1032 code for a protein of 292 amino acids. The record is from RefSeq and is a predicted model, not a curated record.
GGGCCGGCCCUUCGGCGGGUUUGGAUCCGGGUCAGUCGGGCGCUAGCUACGAUCUUGGACGGACGAUCUGAAGUGACGGCACCGGAUCCUCGGGACGCGCCAGCUGCGAGGAGUGUUAACGGGAACAUCCAUAAUAGUGUAAAAACUUUCACAAUGAAAUCCGAAGCCAAGGAUGGAGAGGAGGAGAGUCUUCAAACUGCUUUCAAGAAGUUAAGAGUGGACGCAUCAGGGUCCGUAGCAUCUCUGUCUGUUGGAGAAGGCACGGGUGUUAGAACAUCAGUCAGAACAAGUACAGAUGACACCAAACUAAAAACUGCGUGUGCGUCGAAAGACAGUUGGCAUGGAUCUACGAGGAAGUCUUCACGAGGGGCAGCAAGGACCCAGCGUAGACGACGUUCUAAAUCGCCUGUUCUUCAUCCUCCAAAGUUUAUACAUUGCAGUACGAUAGGCGCUUCUUCCAGCAACCAGCUGAAGCACAAAAGCCAGACUGACGGCCCUGAUGGCAGCAGCGGGCUGGGGAUUUCCGCCCCAAAAGAGUUCAGUGCCGGAGAGUGUGCUCCUCCUCCGGAUGCCCAUCCUGCUGGGGCAGCCGCUGAGCCUUUGAGAACUUCGGUUCCAGGGCUCCCAGCGGAGAGUGAAAAGGAAGACUCCUCUGAUGCCACCCAUGUCUCCCACGCAAGUCUGAAGGCCAAUGAUCUCUCUGACUUUCACUCUGUUUCCAAGUUAAACCAGGGCAAGCCAUGUGCCUGCGUGGGCAAGGAGUGCCAGUGUAAGAGAUGGCACGAUAUGGAAGUGUACUCCUUCUCCGGCCUGCAGAACGUCCCGCCCUUGGCCCCAGAACGAAGAACCGUGCUCGAGGACUACUCUCAGUCGUUCCACACCAGAACUCUGUCUGGCUCUCCCCGCUCCUGUUCUGAGCAAGCACGAGUCUAUGUGGAUGAUGUGACCAUUGAGGACCUGUCAGGCUACAUGGAAUAUUACUUAUAUAUUCCCAAGAAAAUGUCCCACAUGGCAGAAAUGAUGUACACCUGAUAGCGGGAAGCAGACUACUUUGCUUUAAACCAAUGAAGGGUUGUCAGCGAUUUUGUGAGUGGCAGCCCUCACAGCCUUUGUGUGAGAAGACAUCUCCUGCUCACUGUGCUUGCAAUAAAAACAUUUCUUGGCAUCUCA